UUUGGAGGGGAGCGCCGCUCGCACCAGGGAACAGCUCGCGAUGGCUUGUUCCGUGGUGCUCGAGCGCCUGCGCGACGACGCGACUGUUCACAGUGGAGGCAAACCAUACCGCUGCGAACACUGUGGCAAGCCUUUCAGAAACAAGUGUAUUAUAAGGAAACACAUAAAACACACGCACUCGUCAACCGGACCAAAACCAUUUGCUUGUGAAUUCUGUAAUUCUAAGUCUCAAACCGAAUUGCUUGUGAUAGAACACGAGAAAAGCGAACAUGGCGUUUCAAAUUUCAUGUGUGCUGAAUGUGAGUAUACCACAAGUUCCAAGAAAAGCUUGGAGACUCAUUUAAGGAGCCAUUAUUUAGAGAAUAAUUUCAAUUGUAGUCACUGUAGUUACACAAGUUCGUGUAAAACUGAUUUACACAAACACCAAACAAUACAUUUUGCUGGGAACCUUUUAAAGUGUAGCGACUGUGAUUAUAAAUGCAGUUGGAAUUCACAGUUACAACGACACCUGAUGAUACAUACUGGGGCGAAGCCAUUUCAGUGUAGCCACUUUGAUUACAAAUUCACUCAGAACUCACACUUACAACGACACCUGAUGAUACAUACUGGGGCGAAGCCAUUUCAGUGUAGCCACUGUGAUUACAAAGGCAGUCAGAAGUCAGACUUACAAAAACACCUGAGGAUACAUACUGGGGCGAAGCCACUUCAGUGUAGUCACUGUGAUUACAAAUGCAGUCAGAAGUCAGACUUACAAAAACACCUGAGGAUACAUACUGGGGCGAAGCCAUUUCAGUGUAGCCACUGUGAUUACAAAUGCAGUCAGAAGUCAGACUUACAAAAACACCUGAGGAUACAUACUGGGGCGAAGCCAUUUCAGUGUAGUCACUGUGAUUACAAAUGCAGUCAGAAGUCAGUCUUACAACGACACCUGAUGAUACAUACUGGGGCGAAGCCAUUUCAGUGUAGCCACUGUGAUUACAAAGGCAGUCAGAAGUCAGACUUACAACGACACCUGAUGAUACAUACUGGGGCGAAGCCAUUUCAGUGUAGCCACUGUGAUUACAAAUCCAGUCAGAAGUCACACUUACAACAACACCUGAGGAUACAUACUGGGGCGAAGCCAUUUCAGUGUAACCACUGUGAUUACAAAUGCAGUCAGAAGUCAGACUUACAAAAACACCUGAGGAUACAUACUGGGGCGAAGCCAUUUCAGUGUAGUCACUGUGAUUACAAAUGCAGUCAGAAGUCAGUCUUACAACGACACCUGAUGAUACAUACUGGGGUGAAGCCAUUUCAGUGUAGCCACUGUGAUUACAAAUGCAGUCGGAAGACACACUUACAACAACACCUGAUGAUACAUACUGGGGCGAAGCCCUUUCAGUGUUGCCACUGUGAUUACAAAUGCAGUCAGAAAUCACACUUACAACGACACCUGAUGAUACAUACUGGGGCGAAGCCGUUUCCGUGUAGCCACUGUGAUUACAAAUGCAGUCAGAAGUCACACUUACAACAUCACCUGAUGAUACAUACUGGGGCGAAGCCAUUUCAGUGUAGCCACUGUGAUUACAAAUGCAGUCAGAAGUCACUCUUACAACGACACCUGAUGAUACACACUGGGGCGAAGCCAUUUCAGUGUAGCCACUGUGAUUACAAAGGCAGUCAGAAGUCAGACUUACAAAAACACCUGAGGAUACAUACUGGGGCGAAGCCAUUUCAGUGUAGUCACUGUGAUUACAAAUGCAGUCAGAAGUCAGUCUUACAACGACACCUGAGGAUACAUACUGGGGCGAAGCCAUUUCAGUGUAGCCACUGUGAUUACAAAUGCAGUCAGAAGUCAUACUUACAACAACACCUGAGGAUACAUACUGGGGCGAAGCCAUUUCAGUGUAGCCACUGUGAUUACAAAUGCAGUCAGAAGUCAGACUUACAAAAACACCUGAUGAUACAUACUGGGGCGAAGCCAUUUCAGUGUAGCUACUGUGAUUACAAAUGCAGGCAGAAGUCAGACUUACAAAGACACCUGAGGAUACAUACUGGAGAAAAGCCUUACAAAUGUAGUCAUUGUGAUUACAAGUGCAGUGAUUGUUCAAACUUACGAAGUCAUGAAAGGGCACAUUGCUUAUAUUACACAGGACAAAAUAGCAACAAAAAAUAGUUGAUCCCAUCACCACCAAUAUUUGCUAAUAAAUGAUUAUAUAUUAUUAACUAAUAAACCUGCAUUCGAUUAUCCAGGAAAAUAAAUCAUCCAACUUUUCACUAUAAUGAAAGCAUUAUUUCGUCGAAUAAUUUUCCGCGACAUUACAAUUUAAAUCACACUCAUAUCGCACUCACACAAUAUUGAAAAUGGAAUAAACACACUUCUGUUUGCACCCGCAAUUGGCAGUUUGUUGGGCGUUAAAAUUGGCCUGUCGAUUCGAAUUAUAAUUAAGAAGAGAGGAUUAUAUAUAACUACGUGUAUGUGAGGUGUGCAAUAAAGAGUAUUGUAUUGUAUUGUAUUGUAUAUAUAUGGCUGCAGGACGUGUAGGGUGACUGCUAUAGUUAAUUGCCACUCCUAACAAAUAAGAAAGAAACAAGCCAAUUGAAGCCUUAUUGUUAAGCGUGGCCAAUUACUGUGUAGUGGCCAAAAAUUACUGCUACUGGCGAGAAGCCAGACUUACAAAGACACCUACUGAAAUAUACUGGGGCGAAACCAUUUAAAUGUAACAAUUGCACUUCAGCUGCAGACAGAAAGGAAAGUAUUUAACACACCAGAGGAUACACAUUGGUGAGGAGCCGUACACAUGUAGUCACUGCUACUACAAGUGCAAUCGGAAAAGAGUCUUGCUAAAACAUCAGAUGACACACACUGACGAAAAGCCUUUUAUUUAACACUGCAACUACAGGAGUGGACAUAAAUACACUUUACAAAGACAUCUGAAAACGAAACAUUCCGGUAAAAAACCCUGAAAUUACGCAAGUGUUCGGAAAUAUGAUCUGCUAGUUACCGGUAGAGCAUGUGACGGGUGUGGGCUGUGUGAUGUAUGUGUCGUGGUUCCCUUGCACGCGCGUGCACGAUGUGU
This is a messenger RNA of Cydia fagiglandana, 3059 nucleotides long. Its product is annotated as zinc finger protein 260-like. Lineage: Eukaryota; Metazoa; Arthropoda; Insecta; Lepidoptera; Tortricidae. The transcript has a single exon. The record is from RefSeq and is a predicted model, not a curated record. The coding region runs from base 41 to 2155 and encodes 704 amino acids.